AAGACCAAAGUCGCUCUUUGGGUUUGGUCUUCCUCAACAGCGUCGUCUUUCUCGGCCAUCUCGGCUUCUCAACUCUCGUCUGUCUCGUCUGUCUCGUCUGUCUCAACUCUCUCGCCUUCCCUCGACUGCCUCGACUGCCUCGGCCACUCCGUUGGCUCUCGCUCGCACGCUCGCUCAUUCGCUCUCGACUGAGGCACCGCCAGUCCAGACGCUAUCGACAACCGCACCCCCUUUGGUCCUCCUUCCGUCUUCACCCCGCUGCCUGGCAUGAUUCCCAAGUUCCAGCUCGUCGUGGCCGUGCUCGAAAACAUCCUCGUGGCCGCUGGCCUGCUGAUCGUCCUGAUCCUGCAUUCGUCGUCGCUGUACUCGUCCUGUUCGCUGUUCACCUACCUGGUCAUCUCGGCCACCCUGCACUGCAUCUACAUCCCGCGCAUCUUCAUGCAGUACAUCUGCGACCAUCUGCUGCUGCCCAAGUAUUCGACCUACAUCCAGGGACUCUGGUCCGUCGUCUUCGUCGUCAACGUCUUUACCUGGCUCGUCGGCCAGUGGGAGACCUACAACACCGCUCCAAACCCCAGCCCCGAUCUCUCGCCAGGGGACUGCGCCUCGAUCCUGUUCUACACAAGCGUUGCCCUUAUUGUCGAAACCUAUAUCUCCUGGAUAGCCUGGAUCGUCUACGAAUUGCUGGCGCUUCGAUACGGCUGGUCCGCUGCUCCCCCGUCCCCAGAAGACUUUACAUGGCACCUCCCGGCCCUUCCAAGUAUCCCGCAUGAUGACACUCCGAACAAGGACUGGCACCAAGGCGACGUCCACGAGAAUCUGCCAUCGACCAAGGUCGCCGGAGUCUCGUCGUCGUCGUCCCUGACGGACGUCACUGCCAUCGGCAAGCACAGCCGUUCAACGACCGAGCAGGGUGUCAUGAAGAGCUUCCCCGCCUUCCAAACCGCCCCCUUCUCCGACGCCUACAAGAAGAGCAUUGAGUUGCGGUCCGGUAGUGUCAGCCAGCUGCCCGGCGAAUCCAUCAUCCUCUCUCCGAUCGAGCCCAUUCCUCGGACACUUCCAGGUGUCGCGGCAGCAGCCGUGGCGACGACUUCGGCCCAGGACCCAGUCCAGGACCCAGCCCAAGCCCAAUCUUCCGAACCAGCGGUGCAAUAGUCAGCUGCUUCUGCUCCAGCUCAGCGACCACCCAAACUCGACGAGAAUCACCGUCGCGCCUUUGGCCUGCCUUACACAACGUUACCCCAUUCCGCCUGAUAUUUUGUGCCCCUGCCGAUAUACGACUCUGGCAGGUGCAAAGUUUUGACAAUCCCGAUGCCGUCCGUUUCGUGUCCGCCCUCGCCCCGUUUCUCCCUGACCUGCGACCCCCAAGUCGCCUCCACCCACUCCCAGCGGUGUAUCCCUUGUAUAUCUCCCCUCCACUCUGUUGUCCCCGGCCGUCUGAGCAAUCGCACAUGAACCAAGUGGUUAUCCCCUCGUCAUCGUAAUAUAGAACGUGCAGAACGAUACAAAGCGCUUGUC
Molecule: messenger RNA, 1518 nt
Organism: Polychytrium aggregatum
Lineage: Eukaryota; Fungi; Chytridiomycota; Chytridiomycetes; Polychytriales
Exons: 3
Coding region: 268-1155 (295 amino acids)
Source: RefSeq, a predicted model, not a curated record